Bursaphelenchus xylophilus (pine wood nematode) is the source of this 1961-nucleotide messenger RNA. The record is from the annotation of a GenBank genome assembly. NCBI's taxonomy places the organism in Eukaryota, Metazoa, Nematoda, Chromadorea, Rhabditida, Aphelenchoididae.
AUGUUAUGGGUCAAUGUGUUAUCAACCGGACGAAGAUUAUCUUCAUCUUUCAGCGGCAAUGAGGUCAAACAAGAGUUUUUUAAAUUCUUUGCCCAAAAGGGCCACAAAAUAGUUCCAUCUGGUCCAGUAAUUGCUGAUGAUCCUAGCUUGGCAUUCACAAAUGCGGGUAUGAAUCAAGUAAGUAAGUGUUCUUGAGUUAUUUAAUUUUUUUUAGUUCAAACCGAUUUUACUCGGCCAAGUUGAACCAAUUUACAAACGAGUGGCUAAUUCACAGAAAUGUAUUAGAACCGGUGGAAAGCACAAUGAUCUGGAAGAUGUUGGAAGAGAUAUGCACCAUCAAACGUUCUUCGAGAUGCUGGGAAAUUGGUCAUUUGGUGAUUAUUACAAUGUAAAUUUUGAAUAAAGUACGAAAAUUAUUGUAGAAAGAGGCAUGUGAAUACGCAUGGGAAUUCUUAACAGAGAUUAUGAUGAUUCCUCCACAUAGGAUAUAUGUCAGUUACUUUGCUGGUGACAGACGUUUGGGACUGCGCCCGGACAAAGAAUGUUUGGAGAUUUGGAAAGGCCUUGGGUAAUUUUAAACUCUUUUUAAGAUAAUUAUUUGUUUAGGGUGAAAGAUAUUAACCUUGUCCCGGCCGGAUAUGACUCAAAUUUCUGGGAGAUGGCAGACAGAGGUCCUUGUGGCCCGUGCACAGAAAUCCAUGUUGAUCGGAAGAACCGAAAAGGUCAGGGUCAUCUUGUUAAUGUCGAUGGAUCAGAUGUCAUCGAACUUUGGAAUCUUGUAUUCAUGCAGUUUAAUCGGACAGGUGAGGCCGUCUUUGAUCCUCUUCCAAGAAGAAAUAUCGACUGUGGGAUGGGAUUUGAGAGACUUGUGAGUGUUGUUCAAGGAGUGGGUUCUAAUUACCAGACCGAUGUCUUCUUACCUUUACUAAAUAAGAUUGAGGAAGUAAGUGUUUGCUUUAUGCUCUUCUAAUUGAGACCGAAGAGUCCGGUUUUCGAUGAGUCCCGCUUUUUGAAUUUUCAAAAUAAGAGAUACGAUGAAAAUUUCCAAAUUUUUAAAAUUGGAAAUGACAUGUUAUACGAUUAAAAAGUUUUUUUUCAAGAUGUGUGGUGACUAAAAAAUGGUGAGAAUUGUCAAUGUCCAUCAUCAUUUGAGAGUUUGAAGAAGCUUUUAUAUCGUAUAACGUUUCACCCCUAAUUUUAAAAAUUUGAAAAGUGGGAAAAUCCGGACACUUCGUAUUUCUCGUGAUAAUAUUCUUCUUCCUAUUUAUAGUUAAGUGAAGUGAAGCCUACAAGUGAUGAAAUCCAAAUUGCAUACAGGAUUGUAGCAGAUCAUUUGAGAUCAGUCUCUAUCGCUUUAUCCGGUGGGGCGAACAUAUACAACUCUAGAUUCCACUCGCUCAGAGUCAUGGUCAGACAUUUGGUCAGCUUCAGUCGAGAAGUCCUCAAGAUGGAUGCUCAUUUGAUGGAAUUAGUUGAGUAUUCCUUGGAGUUCUUGGUAAGUUGGAACAUGCCAACUUUCUAUUUUGCAGAGCCCAACAUUCCCCGAAUUAUAUGAUUCAGAAACAAGAAAAUAUAUUACAUCUACAAUUCAGAAACAAUUAAAAACGCAGCAGAAGCAGGGAAGGAAAGCUGAAAUAGCUUUCCAUGAUUUGGCCGCUGGAUUAAAGGAGGGGGAAGCUUUAUCUGGUAUGUAAUCAAAUUUUAAUAUGUCGUCUUUUAACUUCUUUUAUCGAAAUAUCAUCAUUUAGUUGGGAAACAAUUAUAUUUGUGGGUUAACUAUGGAUGCACGCCAGAACUCGCUCAGAGAUUUGCAGAUCGGAGGAGAAUAGAAUUGGAAAAAGGGGUUGAAGAGGUCUGGGAGAAUUACAAGGUAGGAAUGAAGUUGUUUUAAGAUGAUAAUAAUUAUAUUCCUUCAGAGAACUGGUCAAAUGCCGUGGACCAAACGCGCGCAGAGAAAUUAG